UCUUGGGGUCCGGGAGCUUGGGAAGAAAAUGGCGGGAGCUCCGAAUUCCGCCGUGCCCACAAGGCAAAGGUGACGGCGCCAGUGUUCUGGAUCCGACUGGAGUGUACGUUCAAGUUCACGAGGUUUGCGCAUGGCUGUUCAACGUUCGUGAGCCUCAUAGCCGUGUCGGACGACCGAUCCCAAGCAGCUAUAGAAAGGCCGUAGGCCGAGUACGAUGGCGUCGAAGAGCUUGCUCGGUUGCUGCAACUCUUCGACUCCAUCUCGGCGUCCUUCGACACGACGAGCUCUCGGUUCUUUGCAGUAAUGGGAAGCAAAUCCGAGAGAUGGGGGAGUCCCGCCUUCGUCGUCCUGUGCACCUUGUGCAUCCUAUUUCGUGCAGCCGUCGGCAGCUCCACGACCUCACCUUCGUGGACUUCCGUCUCAGACCCACGAGUCUGGCAAGAACCGGAUGGUUUUCAAGCUUGGCUUCAGUAUGUUCAUCGGACAUCUGAUCUAGCUUCCGAUUGGGCGACGCAUUCGAAGCUUGACACUACGGAUGUGACACCUUUGGGUGGACCCAAUGAUGACGAGCAGACGAAUUCCACGGAACAUAAUUUGCUCCAAGUAAAGAGAAAAAUCGUCGUCGACCAAUCUGGCAAAGGAGACUGCCGAACUAUCAAGGAGGCUAUAGAUCUCGUACCACCUCAAAAUAGGGAGCGCAUAGUCAUUCACAUACGACCAGGUGUCUACAGGGAGAAGGUUAAAAUUCCGAAGACCAAGCCAUACAUCACUUUCGAAGGUUACAGCAACAACCAGACGAUCAUCACAUACAACUCUACCGCAAGUGAUCCGAAGUCUAAAAAACAUCACACGUACUUACGGACCUACAAUAGCGCAACAGUGGCUGUAAAUUCUAAGUAUUUCGUUGCCGUGAACAUUGUCUUUCAGAACUCGGCGCCUGCACCACCUCCCGGCUCUAUUGGUAAACAAGCUGUGGCAUUUCGCAUCAGCGCAGACAUGGCUGCCUUUUACAAUUGUCAGUUCCUCGGAUUCCAGGAUACUUUGUAUGAUCACCACGGCCGACACUACUUCAAGAACUGCUAUAUCGAAGGCGCGGUAGACUUUAUUUUUGGAAAUGGAAGAUCUCUGUACAAGAACUGUGUACUCAACGCUCUGAACAACUCCGGUAUUCCAGGGUCAUUGACGGCUCAAAAACGAAAUGACACAACUUUAGACACGGGAUUCUCAUUUGUGGAUUCUUACAUAAGUGGUUCUGGACAAGUCUAUUUGGGACGAGCUUGGGGAAACGACUCACGCGUUGUAUUCGCUCGGAGUUACAUGGACGAUGUUGUGCUUCCGGUUGGCUGGAACGAUUGGGGCUCCGAAGGUCGUGAAAGGACGUCAUACUACGCCGAAUACAAUUGCUCGGGACCUGGAGCCGUUACUAGCGGACGCGCACCAUGGGCUCGAGUUCUGACGGAAGACGAAGCCAAACCGUUUCUCUCGAUGGACUUUAUAAACGGAAAGAGAUGGUUGCCGAAGGCUGAGAUAACCCAAUAAAAAGUACCGGAGAGGCUUCGUGCGCAUGGGUUCAGACGAGCAGUAGAUUCUGAUCUAGAGUAUUUUGUUCGGGGUUAGUUGUCCUAGUCUUGUUGUGCAAGGUGCUAGCGAGGUUGCGAGAGAGCUGCAAGCACUGCAAAAACAGAGCGGACAGUGUGUGAGGAAACGUUACUUUGCGUCACUUUGUGUCCUACAGUAUGAUGAUAUAAAUUGAUGGAGUGGAUUCGAGAGUGAGACGCGUGUUGUGUACCCUCUGGCAGUCUCUGUCCGACUCUAUAAUCUUGGAGGAUGGCGUUGUAAUCUUCAUUGCACUGGUUUGUGGAAAGGUCUGAUUACAGAGGGGACGGUCUCUGCAAGCAUAAUUGUGACCAAUCUACG
This is a messenger RNA of Marchantia polymorpha subsp. ruderalis, 1917 nucleotides long. NCBI's taxonomy places the organism in Eukaryota, Viridiplantae, Streptophyta, Marchantiopsida, Marchantiales, Marchantiaceae. The record is from the annotation of a GenBank genome assembly.